AUGGCCCCAAAUCUUCGAAAAAACCACGAACUACUCAAAAUCAUCAACGACGCCCUAAUCGACCUACCCACACCAUCAAACAUCUCAUCAUGAUGAAACUUCGGGUCGAUUCUAGGAGUUUGCCUAAUUACCCAAAUUGUCACAGGCCUGCUGUUAGCCAUGCACUACACAGCAGACACCUCCCUGGCUUUCUCUUCAGUCGCCCACAUAUGCCGAGACGUACAAUUUGGCUGACUAAUCCGAAACCUCCAUGCAAAUGGAGCCUCCUUCUUCUUCAUCUGCAUCUACCUACACAUCGGCCGAGGAAUCUACUACGGCUCAUACCUAAACACAAAAACCUGAAACGUCGGAGUCAUCCUACUCCUGGCCCUCAUAGCAACUGCCUUCGUAGGAUAUGUACUGCCAUGAGGACAAAUAUCAUUCUGAGGAGCCACAGUAAUCACAAACCUAUUCUCAGCAAUCCCAUACAUCGGCCAAACCCUAGUAGAAUGAGCCUGAGGGGGAUUCUCAGUAGACAACCCAACCCUCACCCGAUUCUUUGCCCUCCACUUCCUCCUCCCUUUCGUCAUCGCAGGCCUAACCCUAGUACACCUCACAUUCCUACAUGAAACAGGAUCAAACAACCCAAUAGGAAUCCCAUCAGACUGUGACAAAAUCCCAUUCCACCCGUACUACACCACAAAAGACGCCCUAGGUUUCGCAUUAAUACUCGCUCUCCUAGCCUCUCUAGCCCUAUUUUCCCCAAACAUACUAGGAGACCCAGAAAAUUUCACGCCCGCCAACCCUCUAGUCACACCACCACACAUCAAACCUGAAUGAUACUUCCUAUUCGCCUACGCUAUCCUUCGAUCCAUCCCAAACAAACUAGGAGGAGUACUAGCCCUAGCCGCCUCAAUCCUAGUACUGUUCCUUCUACCACUCCUGCACACAUCCAAACUACGAUCAAUAACAUUCCGUCCCCUCUCACAAAUCCUAUUUUGAACCCUAGUUGCUAACGUCCUAGUUCUAACCUGAGUGGGAAGCCAACCAGUAGAACACCCAUUUAUUAUUAUUGGGCAGCUAGCUUCAAUCUCCUACUUUGUAAUUAUUCUAGUCCUAUUCCCACUCGCGGCCGCGCUAGAAAAUAAAAUACUAAAGCUCUAA
Vidua macroura (Pin-tailed whydah) is the source of this 1143-nucleotide messenger RNA. NCBI's taxonomy places the organism in Eukaryota, Metazoa, Chordata, Aves, Passeriformes, Viduidae. The record is from the annotation of a RefSeq genome assembly.